AUGGAACACGUAGCAAGGAUUGCUGAGGUUGAAAGCACUGCCGCAAAGGCUAGACUCAAGAGGGGUUGGGGUGUCUUCGAUAUUCCUGAGGCAGACUUUUCCGCAAUUGAAGUAUAUAUGGCGAAGAAAGUGCCCCUAACGAUUCGUGUUGACAUACAAGAACUUUUCCCUUUCCUUCUCAAGGAUCCUUUUUACAGGUAUGGAGUGCUGAACAUGGUAUGCAAUCCCUUCUCGGAUUCUCGAGUUUCUCUCUUUGGAAGUGCAUAUCUUCUCUUGAAAGAUUCACUCCGCGCCAGGACAACUGUGGCAACUAGCAAGGAGAACCUUGGUCCCAACAUCCGUCGAGUGGGAACACUCGAUCAUUUGUGGCAUGUUUUAGAGACAGUUUCGUCUCACGAAGCCACUAGGAUACACGCCGUGGCAACAGGGAGGAGAGCCAAAGCAACUGUCUCAAAAGACAGUAAAUAUUCUGAGAUCCAGAUACACGGAAUGUUAGAUAUGAGGAAGGACGUGGCAGCUGUCGUGGUGCAACAUCAGGAUCUGAAUAAUCCAAAAUUGGGAGGUUUAGUAAGAGAACUCAGUAAAUUGUACCUUAUCCCAGUAUUAACAUGUGAAGAGCUGGAUGAGCUUCUCGAUGACCGUCGGUGGUCCACAGUUGUAAAUCAGAGGGCAAAUAUUAUCUUUCAGGAGACGAUGGCAGUUUGCGAUACCGCAUUUCACGCACCUUAUGCUAGGUAG
Messenger RNA from Cyclospora cayetanensis, 738 nucleotides. RefSeq lists its product as uncharacterized. The transcript has 5 exons. Lineage: Eukaryota; Apicomplexa; Conoidasida; Eucoccidiorida; Eimeriidae. The coding region runs from base 1 to 738 and encodes 245 amino acids. The record is from RefSeq and is a predicted model, not a curated record.